Messenger RNA from Hydractinia symbiolongicarpus, 1365 nucleotides. RefSeq lists its product as uncharacterized. Gene Ontology annotation, biological process: DNA integration. The record is from RefSeq and is a predicted model, not a curated record. Gene Ontology annotation, molecular function: nucleic acid binding. The transcript is spliced from 6 exons. Bases 1 to 1365 code for a protein of 454 amino acids. NCBI's taxonomy places the organism in Eukaryota, Metazoa, Cnidaria, Hydrozoa, Anthoathecata, Hydractiniidae.
AUGGCCGAGAAUGAUGAAUGGGAUGAUGAUGUUGACAUUGGAUUGAAGGCGAGUUGGGAGAGCAUCUUAAAGGAGAUGGAGAGUUUGGGAGUUGUUGAGGUUGGUCGUAGGAUUGAGCAUAGUGACGAGGAUGAUGAAGUUGUGAACAAGGAAAUGCAAGGAUUUAGUGAUGCCAGUCAGCAGGGAUAUGGAGCUUGUGUUUACGUUAGGUCUGAAUGGAGAUCUGGGAAAAUUACUGUUAAGUUACUAAUUUCUAAAUCGAGGGCGACAUCAAAGGAGUUUGUACCGUUUGUUGAAAAUCGUUUGAAAGAGAUUAGAAAUAACAGUGACGCUGGGAACUGGAAUUAUAUUAAUGCUGAAAAAAAUCCAGCAGAUCUUCUCACUCGAUGGGGAAUCACCACUUUAAAUUUGGCCGAAAGCAAUCUUUGGUGGGAGGGGCCAACGUUUUUGUGCGCGAAAGAAUACCAGCUGCCACAGAUAAAAGAUCAUGAUUUAUCACUUGAGCAUUCAAAUGAGCUGAAAAGAAGUAAACAAGUAGUGUUGCAUAAUUAUACCGACAUAAUUAGUAUCAACAAUGUAAUCAAUUGUGAUAAGUAUUCCAAAUUCACACGAUUGGUAAGAAUUACCGCAUGGAUGUUAAGUCUCUGCGGAGGAGCUCUUAUUAAAGCCAACAAGGAGAAGUUCAAGUUGGCAAAUGAUAACACAGAAAAAGAUGUUAUGUUUUUUAUUGAAGAAAAAGGUUUAUUACGUUGCAGGGGUCGACUUGUAAACGCACCGUUACCCGUUGAAACGAUAUCGCCUAUACUGAUUGACCGAGAUCACUCGUUAACUAAGCUAAUUAUCAUGGAUAUUCACUGGUACAGACUCAGUGUCGCUAGAGCUUUCGCCGCAGUAGGAAUAGACAAUUUUGGACCUCUGUACGUUAAAAACAUUUACAACAAUGCCAAUGAAAGACCAGUUAUGAAUAAAAUGUGGUUAACCUGGUACACCUGCGCAUCGAGCAGAGCUUUGGUGUUAGAUCUAGUUCCUAGGCCCGAUUCGUCAUCAUUUAUUAGUAGCUUUCGAAGAUUCAUUUGGAGACGUGGUUGUCCAGAUCAUAUCAUCGCAGACAAUGGUAGUAAUUUUGUUUUACGUGAUACGCAAACUUAUAUUUCAAAUCUAAAAAUAAAUUGGCAUUUUAACCUCCCUCUUGGUCCAUGGCACGAAGGUUUUUUUGAAAGACUUGUGCGCAGUACAAAGAAACUAUUAAGAAAGGAUUUAAGGUCAACUAAACUCUCAUUUGAAGAGAUGCAAACAGUUUUGUAUGAGAUCGAGUACUUAACUUGUCUUCUAAUUCAACCACCCUUAAAUCACACGCAGCAUUGA